GUGCCCUUAUUAGCUGUCUUGUUUCUGGCAUUCCCUAUUGCCUUCCUGCUCGUCGUUAGUAUCUGACUGCGUGGAAGCAAUCAUCUCAGGACACCCAAUCUCUCGGUCUCAGGAGGCCAAUUCCGUCUGUGUUCUUUGUCCGAAGACCGUUCUUGAUUUCGCUCAUUCCCCGCUUUCUUUUGGGGAAAUUUGGCAACCGAUUCAAGUGGAGUUCAACCAGAGCAUCAAAGCUUUUCCGCUCUCUUCCAUUUGAAUACUGCCCAGAUUGCUUUUCCGCUGGGCUUUUUCUUGCGUUCAAGCCUGUAAAGUUCUUCCCUUUCCGAUCCCCAUUAUCUCUUCGUCGAUUGUUUGCAUUUGAUCAACGGACCCCAUUUCUUUCCGGCGGAUUAAUCAUUUCCUUUGCGCCAAAGCAGCCCAGCUCGAUUAUUUCGUGCUCUUUAAUUUAGCGUCUUUUAUUCACAAGCUUGUGUUGCUCUAAUCUCUGGGAUCAGCAUUUAACUCCAUUGCGCUAGCUGCAAAUCAUUCCAGUGUUUCGAAAGCUUUAGGAUCACCACGCUUGUCCCGAUUCCAGCAUAAAAGAAAAUUCCAAUCUUUUCCAAGAAACUCAGGCUUCUUCCUUGCGAUUUUUGUGAGUUCUUGGCCCAAUCCGAUGGGGAAGCUUGGGGAGAGGCUGAGAGCCUUCUCCACGAACCGAUGGCUAGUGUUCGUGGCCGCAAUGUGGCUGCAAUCCAUGGCCGGCAUCGGGUACCUCUUCGGCGCCAUCUCGCCGGUGGUCAAGGCCGCCCUGGGGUACAACCAGCGGCAGGUGGCCGCUCUCGGCGUCGCCAAGGACCUCGGGGACUGCGUCGGGUUCCUUGCCGGCACGCUCUCGGCCACGCUGCCGGCGUGGGGGAUGCUGCUCAUUGGCGCGGUGCAGAACUUCCUCGGCUACGGGUGGCUCUGGCUCAUCGUCACCAGGCAGGCGCCGGCGCUGCCCCUCUGGAUGAUGUGUGUUCUUAUCUUUGUUGGAACCAACGGCGAGACAUACUUCAACACGGCUUCACUUGUUACAUGCAUCCAGAACUUCCCAAAGAGCAGGGGCCCAACAGUGGGCAUCCUAAAAGGAUUUGCCGGCCUUAGCAGCGCUAUUCUGACACAACUGUAUGCAGUAAUGCACACACCAGACCAUGCCACGCUUGUCUUCAUGGUUGCAGUUGGUCCAUCAUUGGUCGCCAUUGGCCUGAUGUUUAUUAUUAGGCCUGUUGGCGGUCAUAGGCAGGUACGGCCAUCCGACAAGAACAGCUUCAUGUUCAUCUACACUAUUUGCUUGCUCCUCGCCUCGUAUCUUGUUGGUGUCAUGCUAGUCCAAGAUUUCGUUCAAUUGAGUGACAAUGUGGUUGUUUUUCUCACCGUGAUUCUAUUCAUCCUUCUUGUUUUACCAAUUGCAAUCCCUGUGGUCUUGACGUUAUCAUCAAAAACUGAGCAUCCAAUGGAAGAGUCUCUCCUGCCUGAACCAUCAAAAGGAGAGGCAAGCACCUCACAAGAAAAGGAGGAUCAACCGGAGGUCAUUUUAAGUGAGGUGGAAGAGGAGAAGCCUAAGGACAUUGAUUCAUUACCCCUAUCUGAAAGGAGGAAGAGGAUUGCAGAGUUGCAGGCCAAGCUAGUGCAAGCUGCAGCAAGGGGUGGGGUUAGAAUCCGGAGGAGACCACACCGAGGGGAAAACUUCACCCUGAUGCAGGCAUUGGUGAAGGCUGAUUUUUGGCUUAUUUGGAUAUCGCUUCUUCUUGGAUCGGGAUCAGGGCUUACGGUGAUCGACAAUCUGGGUCAGAUGAGUCAGGCUGUUGGCUUCAAAGACGCACAUAUUUUCGUGUCAUUGACGAGCAUAUGGAACUUCCUUGGUCGUGUUGGAGGUGGCUACUUCUCUGAGAUUAUUGUCAGGGAACACACAUACCCAAGGCACAUAGCACUGGCAUUUGCUCAGAUCCUAAUGGCUGCUGGGCAUUUCCUCUUUGCAAUGGCUUGGCCUGGAACUAUGUACAUUGGGACCUUCCUGGUUGGACUCGGAUAUGGAGCUCAUUGGGCUAUUGUGCCAGCUGCCGUUUCUGAGCUUUUUGGCGUAAAACACUUUGGUGCAAUGUACAAUUUCCUCACUGUAGCAAACCCCACAGGAUCACUCGUUUUCUCGGGCCUUAUUGCUAGUAAUCUGUAUGACUAUGAAGCUGAGAAACAAGCACGCCACCAUCAGAUCUCAGCAUUGCCGUCUCCAAGAUUGCUUCACAAUAUGGGUUUUCUUGCAGAUGGACCACUGAAGUGUGAAGGGCCUGUUUGCUUCUUUGUCAGCUCACUGAUCAUGUCAGCAUUCUGUGUUGUGGGAGCUGGCUUGAGCCUCAUUGUUGUUCACAGGACUAAACGGGUUUAUCCUCACCUCUAUGGUUCUGUCCGCACAUGAAAUUUCUAUGGAUAGGAGAUGUGAAAUCUUCCUUUUUGUUGUUCCAUGUACCGCAUAUUCUUGCAUAUAUGUAUCAUAUACACACAAAGUUAAAGUUUGCCUGUAAAUUCUCAAAUCAUAUCAGAGCUUGUAAUAUAAUAACAAUUGUCCCCAAAUGGAAAGUUACACGUCU
Messenger RNA from Phragmites australis (common reed), 2600 nucleotides. RefSeq names its product protein NUCLEAR FUSION DEFECTIVE 4-like. Gene Ontology annotation, cellular component: membrane. The transcript is spliced from 3 exons. The record is from RefSeq and is a predicted model, not a curated record. The coding region runs from base 650 to 2428 and encodes 592 amino acids. NCBI's taxonomy places the organism in Eukaryota, Viridiplantae, Streptophyta, Magnoliopsida, Poales, Poaceae.